AUGAGUGGUCUUGCGGUUCUUGUAAAUCUCGACGGACUACGUAGUUUUGAUGUCUGGGAGGCAAAUCAGACCAACCUUCAAAAGAUCCGCCCAUUCAUUUCCGCAGUCGACCUUACUAUACCAUCCGGGCCCUCAGAAGACUUGCAAUCACAUGAAUCAGACGCAGCGAAAAUCUACGGGAGGAUAACCAUUCCUAUUCUAGCUCAAAAUGAUACUUUUACAGAGGAUAACAAGAAUUGGAACGCGUUGGAGGCAUUCGCGCCAACUCUCGAAAAGCUUCUUUGUAUGACUUCUAAAGUUUUAAGAAAAGAUCUGGAGGAAAAUCAUCCAAGACCUCAAGGUAGAACUCGAAAUGACUAUGAAGCUGCUCUUGAGAUUUGCCAGCGUGCUCUACCUGCCGAUCAAGGUGGAAUGCCCUUUAGUGACGAGAUACGUAGUGUUAAUUGCUUUUCUCAUGUUCGAAUAUCGGCAAAUAUCUCGAUGGGAAAUCCUUGGGAGAAACUCAAACCAGACACAGAUACUGGAGCUUGCGGGCCUUGGGUCAUGAUAGUUCCAUGGGGUCAAUGGAGCGUCGUCGGUGAUUGGAUAUAUGGGGGAAGAAUGGCUACCCCCCAUGACAAGAAUCAAGGGUUGUAUCCCGGUAGUUCAUUCCAGGUGCGGAAAGAAAUGUAUGUUUAUAAUACUCCUUACUCCCCGGUUCCGGGUAGCGAAAGGUAUCAAAUUGAAUUUUUCAUGCCGCACCUUCCCGAACAUAACGGAGAGAGCUAUGAAAAGUCGGCUGAAUUAAGCAAAGAAGUAGAAAGUGAAUGCCCUCUGAUGAGGGAUCCUGAUAAGUUUGGAGGAAUCACGCACUAUUCUGCGAUGGUGUGCCCACGAUGCUUUCCUUCUUUUUCAAGUUUCACGUGGAAUACUCCAAUGAAUGGGGUAGCUGACGGAGGCUACUAUAUCGGCCUUUAUCUCUAG
Botrytis porri is the source of this 963-nucleotide messenger RNA. RefSeq lists its product as uncharacterized. The coding region runs from base 1 to 963 and encodes 320 amino acids. The transcript has a single exon. The record is from RefSeq and is a predicted model, not a curated record. NCBI's taxonomy places the organism in Eukaryota, Fungi, Ascomycota, Leotiomycetes, Helotiales, Sclerotiniaceae.